This is a messenger RNA of Candidozyma auris, 1047 nucleotides long. Its product is annotated as 2-dehydropantoate 2-reductase PAN5. The coding region runs from base 1 to 1047 and encodes 348 amino acids. Gene Ontology annotation, cellular component: mitochondrion; cytoplasm. The record is from RefSeq and is a predicted model, not a curated record. Gene Ontology annotation, molecular function: 2-dehydropantoate 2-reductase activity; NADP binding. Gene Ontology annotation, biological process: pantothenate biosynthetic process. Lineage: Eukaryota; Fungi; Ascomycota; Pichiomycetes; Serinales; Metschnikowiaceae. The transcript has a single exon.
AUGUCGGUCAAGGUCCUCGGUGCAGGGGCCAUGGGGUCCCUUGUGGCACAUGAGCUUGCUAAAAUCGGAAAAGUCGCUCCGACUUUGCUCUUCAAGUCGAAGCAGCGCCUCGAUCUGUACCUUCAAGAAGGGUCUAAAAUCACAGUAGUGAGACCUGACUCUGGCACUAUGGACACUUCUGUCGCCAAAAUCGAUGGUGCGCUUGCGCCAAACCUAGAACGAAAUCAUGAGCGGAUUGAAAAUCUCGUUGUUUCAACGAAAACUUAUGCAACGGUUCAUGCCCUCAGCCCAUACGUUCCCUAUCUAGAUGAAAAUUCAAAUCUCCUCAUACUUCAGAAUGGCAUGGGUAUGGUAGACACAUUGAAACGCAAAUUCUGGCAGGAUUCACAAAAUAUGCCCGCCUUUUACGAGGCCAUCUCCUCUCACGGGGCGUUCAAACUGACACCAAAUGUCGUGAACCACGUUGGAUAUGGCAAAUUGACAAUUGCACCAGCCUUCGGCAACAAAACAGCGCUCCAAGAACCACCGCUAAUGGUGCAUGCUCUCCUUGAUUGCGACAAGCUCAAUGUAAGUUAUGUUUCACAGGAUGAGAUGCUCCUCACCCAAAUGGAGAAAUUAGUGGUGAACGCUUGCAUCAACCCACUAUCGGCGUUGCUAGAUUGUUUCAAUGGUGACUUGAUGUUGGGAGUCCAAGUGGUGCCGAUAAUGAAAAGAGUGAUCCAGGAGGCUGUAGGAUGCUUUCGUGCUGAAUUUGACACCCAAUUAAGUGCGAUCAGCGGUUCUUCAACGGUACUAGAUCCUGACCACCUUCUAAAUACCGUCUUGGAGGUUUGCAAGGCUACUUCACAAAACAGCUCCUCGAUGAGAGAGGAUGUCAGAAGGAUGCAGACGACCGAAAUUGACUCUAUCAACGGGUACCUUGUGGGGCUCGGAAAAAAGCACAGCAUUCCUACCGCCACGAACAAAAUGUUGGUAUCCAUGAUACACAACAAGAUCUCAAUCGAGCGUGGCAUUGAGAAGUCUGCUUUGCAGAAUCUAUCGGUUUAA